AUGGCCGAUACGCGCAACAACACUGGGCGGUGGCUCAUUACGGAAGAAGUGUAUGUGGACCUGGCGAUCACGUGCUUUUUUGACGGGAUCCUGGACGACUGCGACAACGGCGUGACGCUGCGGCAGUACAUUUCCCGCCGGUUGCACUGCGAUGACAUGCGCGUGACCAAGAAGCUUCGCCGCAACAAGGUGCUCGCCGGUCGACGGGUGAUUGAAACCAACUACAACCGUCGCCACUUUGUGCGCAAGCGUAAGCACGUCACUCAAGCCGACUUGGAGGCGGUCACGAGCAUGAAGCUGGCCUACCUAGCGUUCGAAGCGGCGUUCCGCGAACAAAAAAAGCCGUGGCGGGGCUACGUCUUGCCGACAUCGACCUACUUGUCCCAUGCAGCGAGUCGGGUGGCCAUCCCGGCGCUGCUGAACGGCCUGACCAUCGUGCCCCGACGACCGAGCUUGAGAUACUCCAUCGACACUUCACCCCACUAG
Aphanomyces astaci is the source of this 486-nucleotide messenger RNA. RefSeq lists its product as hypothetical. The transcript has a single exon. The record is from RefSeq and is a predicted model, not a curated record. NCBI's taxonomy places the organism in Eukaryota, Oomycota, Saprolegniomycetes, Saprolegniales, Verrucalvaceae. The coding region runs from base 1 to 486 and encodes 161 amino acids.